Molecule: messenger RNA, 1561 nt
Organism: Ceutorhynchus assimilis (cabbage seed weevil)
Lineage: Eukaryota; Metazoa; Arthropoda; Insecta; Coleoptera; Curculionidae
Source: the annotation of a GenBank genome assembly
GAGAACCUCGGCUAGUGCCCAUAUGUAGGCUACCAAGACAAGUGAAUCAUUUCGAUGGAAGAGUCGACUUUUGUUCCUGCUAUAGCAGCAGGAUCAUUUUAAAUUUAAACUUUGUCCGGUGAGCCGCGUUGAUUUUUUCGCGCCUUGUCAGUAUCAAUUAUGAUAUGAAUAUAUUACAAACUUAUCACUGGACAGUUUUGUUCAUAUUUUUCACAAUAUUUAUGAUAUUUUACAAUACAAAUUCAACUCCUUCAAUUAAAAAUAGUGAAACAACAUUAGUGAAAAAAAUUGUGGCUUAUUCAUUAAACAAACAAAUCGAACUUGACGGAGAAGAAUUUUAUUGUGACAAACAAUUUGCUAUAAGUGACAAUAUUUCCUAUUACAAAGAUGGAUUGUUUUGGAAGAAAAUUGAAAACGAAGAAGUCUACGUAACGUCACUUACACUGGACGAAAGAUUGUAUCCUUAUCGUUACUUGAGAAUCGUUGGUGUAGUCAAAGGUAACUGGAACAAAACAAUGUAUUGCCAAGUAUUAACUAGUGACGGUCAAGUGAAGAUUACCAAAACUACCAUUACGCCCAUAUGGUACGAAAAAUGGAACAUGCACGAUAACAAUACUUAUUACAAUCCCAUUUUGAUGUCUUGUAGAUUACCAAAUUUUGAGAAUCAAGAUCCUCUAGCUCUAUCAUUAUCAACCAACCCGUGUAGAUUAUCAAACAUUUACCACAAAAUAAUGCCAUCAACACUAGAAAACCUGCAAAGAAACUUCACAAUUUGCGUAAAGCCAUUAAAUUUCAAAAAGGACAUGUCCAAUCACUUGGUGCAAUGGAUUGAAAUAUCCAAGAUAAUCGGUGCUCAGUAUUUUCAUAUAUUUCUGAAGAAUGUUACCAAGAAUACCAGGAAAGUUCUAGAAUGGUACAAGCAUCAAUAUCCACAUAAUUUCCACAUAGAAGACUUCACCCCACUGGAGUGCCAAAAUUGUACAAGAAACUUUUUCAAAUCCACUUGGCAAAGACGCAAAUACGAAGUUGUAACUUACAACAAAUGUUUCAAUAGGAAUUUAAACUCCAAGUUUGUCAUACCAUUAGAUGUGGACGAAAUUAUAGUACCAAAAACAGUUACUAACUGGAACGAUCUCGUGCAAGACCUCAAUGAUAAUUACGCCUCUCUGAUAGUACAAAACGUUUACUUUUUCUCGAGAACCCGUUACGACGAGCCGUUCUUCUUAAAUGAAAAACGACGUGCAAAAGUGACCAGCGCUAAAGGGGAAAACAGCAAAAGUUUUAUUUCGACAAAAAACACCUUAACAGUAUUCAACCAUUAUGGUUUACAUUUAAUUAGGCCUGGUGUAAUCAAAGAUUAUUUUCUGCCUUUUCAAGAUGUGCAAUUAAAUCAUUAUAAGGUAUCUUGCGAUUAUGUGAUACUUCCUGAAUGCGUCAAGUAUCAGUUUAGUUCUACUCUUGUUGAUAACGUUAUUUCUAAGUAUAAAAAUCAGUUUAAUGAACGAUAUGUUACAGUGUUGCAAAGGCUUAACAAUGUUGGAAUAAAGAUUUUGUGAAUUUA